AUGACUGACUACAAGGUUGCUGAUAUUGGGGAAGCCGAAUUCGGUCGCAAGGAGAUCGAUCUGGCUGAAGUAGAGAUGCCUGGCUUAAUGGCGAGCCGCAAGGAGUUUGGCCCGAGGAAGCCGUUGGCUGGUGCUAACAUCACUGGUUCUCUUCAUAUGACCGUCCAAACGGCCGUUCUGAUUGAGACUUUAAAGGAGCUUGGUGCCAAUAUCCGUUGGUGUAGCUGCAACAUUUAUUCGACACAAGAUCAUGCCGCGGCUGCUAUUGCCAAGGCUGGCUCUGCCAAUGUGUAUGCUUGGAAGGGGGAGACUCUUGAAGAGUAUUGGUGGUGUACUGAACAGGCUCUGACGUGGCCGAAUGCUGAUGGUCCCGAUCUCAUUGUGGAUGAUGGUGGUGAUGCUACUCUGUUAAUCCACGAGGGUGUGAAGGCUGAGAAGGCGUACAGGGAAAGCAAGAUUAUCCCUAAUCCCGAUGCGGAGAGUAAUGCCGAGUUCAAGUGUGUUCUGACAAUUCUUAAGGAGAGCCUCGAGCGUGGUGAAGUCGAUAAGUGGACCAAAAUGGCAGCGAAGCUCGUUGGUGUCAGCGAAGAGACGACUACUGGUGUUCAUCGACUUAACUCGAUGGCCGCGGCUGGUACUUUACUCUUCCCAGCUAUCAAUGUUAACGAUUGCGUGACGAAGAGCAAGUUCGAUAAUGUGUAUGGGUGCAGACAUUCUCUUCCGGAUGGUAUUAUGCGAGCUACUGAUGUCAUGAUUGGUGGUAAGACUGUUUUCGUUGCUGGCUAUGGUGAUGUGGGUAAGGGAUGUGCUGUUGCUAUGAAAGGCUGUGGUGCCAAGGUUUUGGUUGGCGAGAUCGAUCCUAUCUGUGCCUUACAGGCUUGUAUGGAGGGGCUCACUGUCACUACUAUUGAGGAUGCAAUAUCCAAGUACAAUGCCGACAUUUUCAUCACGGCUACUGGUAACAAGGACAUUGUCACGCUCGAGCACAUGGAAGCUAUGAAGAACAACGCCAUCGUUGGGAACAUCGGGCAUUUUGACAAUGAGAUACAGAUGGAGAGGUUGGAGAACUGUCCUGGUGUCAAGUGCAUGAACAUUAAGCCUCAAGUUGACCGCUUCGAAUUCCCUGAUGGCCACGGCAUCAUCAUGCUUGCUAGCGGUCGUCUGCUGAACCUCGGAUGUGCCACAGGUCAUCCUAGCUUCGUUAUGAGUUGCUCAUUCACCAAUCAGACACUGGCUCAGUUAGAGCUAUGGGAAAACCGAAACACGAAGUAUGCGAAAGGGAAGAAACCCGGUGUCACCCUAUUGCCCAAGGUUCUGGAUGAGAAAGUUGCCAGGUUGCACCUCCCAGCUCUCAAUGCCAAGCUGACUCAACUAACUCCAGAGCAAGCAAGCUACAUCUCCGUUAACGUGGAAGGUCCUUUCAAAGAAGCUCACUACCGUUAUUAGCCGGGAUGGAUGGAUUUUUUACAACCCAAGUUGGUCAGAGGUGGGUGAUCAACUCAUGGCAAUGCGGACAACGUUGCCGGGAUUUUGAUUAUUAUCUUUC
Messenger RNA from Perkinsus marinus ATCC 50983, 1546 nucleotides. RefSeq lists its product as hypothetical. Gene Ontology annotation, cellular component: cytosol. Lineage: Eukaryota; Perkinsozoa; Perkinsida; Perkinsidae. The record is from RefSeq and is a predicted model, not a curated record. The transcript has a single exon. The coding region runs from base 1 to 1446 and encodes 481 amino acids. Gene Ontology annotation, biological process: L-methionine cycle. Gene Ontology annotation, molecular function: adenosylhomocysteinase activity.